GUUAAUCCAGUGGGAAUCACAGAAUUAGCUGGACUUUGGCUCCUGCCUUGUCAUAACCCAGCUUCUUCACCCCGGGUUUAUGAUUAUCAAACAUCCAGGUGCCAGCCAAUGAGACUUCUAACCAAGUGAGCCCACGGGUAGUUACACUGUCCCAUGGUUCUCCUAACACGAGUGUCUUGGGCUUGAGACAAGAUCAAGUAUCCUGGGUGAGAGAUGGUAUAACAUGAAGAAAUAAGGAAGACAGAUAGCAGACUUCCACAAGGGGAAAUACUUGCUGACCACUGACAUGGGGAACACGGGAUUCUGAAAUCAUAAAUCCUGGAGAGGAAACACAGCUGGGGACACCACAUCUUCCUUCCAUGGGGAACCAUCUCAAUGUACUGAAGAUUGGAGAAGUGGAAAGGGGACGGGCUGUAAGGAAGCAGUGCAACCAGACCAGGAUGUGCCUUGUGAAUGCUGAGAUUUGAGACGAAGUUCUCCAAUGGCUUCUUUUCACAUCCGCCAGUUCCAGGAGAGAGACUACGAACAGGUCGUGGAUUUGUUCUCCACGGGCUUGAAGGAGCACAUCCCUGCCUCCUUCCGCCACCUGCUGACACUGCCCAGAACCCUCCUGGUCUUAGUUGGGGUGCCUCUUGUCACAGUCCUGCUGUCUGACUCCUGGCUCCUGGCUGUUAUAUGCAUCUUCUUCAUGCUUCUGUUCUUUUGGUUCCUUGUCAGUCAUGCCUGGAACAAGUAUGUGUCCAAAUGUUUGCACACAGACAUGGCUGACAUUCCCAAGUCCUACAUGAGUGCACAUGGCUCCUGCUUCUGGGUGGCUGAGUCUGGGGGAGAGGUGGUGGGCAUCGUGGGUGGUCUACCAGUCAAGGAUCCCCCAUUAGGAAGGAAGCAGCUACAGCUCCUUCGCCUGUCUGUGUCCUCACAGCAUCGAGGACAAGGGAUAGGGAAAGCACUGGUCAGAACUGUCUUUCAGUUUGCACGGGACCAGGGCUACAGUGACGUUGUCCUUGAGACAGGUGCCGUCCAGCAAGGUGCUGUGACCCUUUACUACAGCAUGGGCUUCCAGAAGACACGUGAAUUUUUCAGGGACACACUCGUGUGGCUCCUGAAUCUCUCUAUAAUUUCUUUCACAUACUCAUUCCCUUCUGCUCCCAAACAUGAGCUGUGACCUUCUUCCCCUGUGUGUCUGCCAGCCUCCAGCUCACUGUGCUGUGGAAAAAAACUGUCCUAAUAUUGUAGUGGACAAAUCAUAAAAUCGAUUUUGUCAUUU
Myodes glareolus (Bank vole) is the source of this 1267-nucleotide messenger RNA. The record is from RefSeq and is a predicted model, not a curated record. NCBI's taxonomy places the organism in Eukaryota, Metazoa, Chordata, Mammalia, Rodentia, Cricetidae.